Penicillium maclennaniae is the source of this 1626-nucleotide messenger RNA. RefSeq names its product Leucine Rich Repeat domain protein. The record is from RefSeq and is a predicted model, not a curated record. Gene Ontology annotation, molecular function: Hsp90 protein binding. The transcript is spliced from 7 exons. NCBI's taxonomy places the organism in Eukaryota, Fungi, Ascomycota, Eurotiomycetes, Eurotiales, Aspergillaceae. Bases 1 to 1626 code for a protein of 541 amino acids.
AUGCCGCUUCCUAUCUCUGGCCCUCAUCAACGAGGCCAAAAGUUAUACCAGAAGGGUGACUUCAAGGCUGCUAUCGAAGCCUUUGGCGAGGCGUUGAACGUGAAAGAUGCCGAUGCGAUCGGUAUUCUUGAUAACCGUGCUGCUACAUACUGUAAGCUUGAACAGUAUGAUCUGGCACGCCGUGAUGCGAAACAUAUGAUUAAGAAAGGCAAAGAUGAUGACCGAGGUUAUCUGCGCUGUGCCAAAGUUCUACUUUUAGAAGGAAAGCCAGAAAAGGCGUUGGAGAUCUACGCAUAUGGUUUGAAGGUUCUCCCGCGCAAACAUCCGCGUCGAGAGAUGAUGGAGCUUUUACACAAGAAGCUCCACGAUCGCAUGAUGCUCAAUCGGAAUGAUCCCUUCACCAUGCUUCCUCUUGAAAUCGCGGCUAUGGUGAUUCAACACUUCACUUUCAAAAACAUCGUGGCGAUCCUGCGGAUCGACUUGUCUGGAGCGCGAGGCAAAGUGCCAUGGACAGCAGUCCGAUCAUACAUCCGUCGCUCAAAGGCUAUGCUCACUCGUGCCAUCAUCAAGAACCUAGCCACUCCAUCUACGCCUAAAACCAUGGAAUUCUUGAGCAGAUGUCCGCGCAUUGAACAUCUCGAAUUGUGGGUUGACUACGACUUCAAGGAUUUCUUCCAAAAGUUCAAAGGUCACAAACAAUUAAAGAAUCUUACUCUGUCGCCUGACAUAUCGGUAACGCACGAUAAUUUCGGCAGACUCCUAAUUGAGCUCCCCCGCCUCGAGCGCAUUGCCCUGUGGAACGUGAGGCCCUCCACAUUAGCUUUUAUUGAAGGUGGACACUGGCCGAAGAGUCUCUCCAACCUCAAGAGCAUCACAUUGGCCACUCAGCAGAUUCCAACCCCACCCAUGACUGUGCCCGGCGUGCUUCUGCCUAACCUCCUUGUGGACAUUGAACCUCGCGCCUACCCGAACCUGGAAGAGCUCCGACUUGACUGGAACCCACCACGGUACCAGCAAAUCUUCAUGCAACACUAUGAGGGGUUCUAUCCACCACUCCGCCGUCUCGACCUUAGCGGGCUAUGUAUCGAGCGGGACACGUUUGUCCACCUGCCCACCAGUCUGGAGUGCCUCCGCAUCGUGGGAGGGAAAUCGACGCCUAUAGUUUUGGAUGCCUUGGAUAAUAAUUUACCAAAUCUGAACACCGUUAUUUUCCUCGAUGCGGGGUUUGUCACUGGGGAAAUUCUCGCCACAUUCCUCAUCGGUACACUAGCACCGAUCCAGACCGUGUUCAUUGACCAGUGCUUCAAUGUGUCUGCCGCCGACCUGAAAGCCAUCCUGGCGAUGAAACAUCAUAAUCCCAACUUCAAGCUCUCUGAACUGAGUAUCUCUCAUAUGCGCGAUGUUAAUGAUGCUUUUGUGCGAUACAUCCUGGGAAUCGCCCCUGAUGUAAAAGUCCUAAACGUUUCUCACACGCGCAUCAGUGGGGUCACAAUCCGAAUGUGCGCCGAUGCUAGAACUACCACCGAUGGAGUCAAGCUCGAUCGGCUGCUUGUCGGCGGCUGUGAAGAUGUAUCGUCCGAUGCUGUGGCUUAUGGACGCGAAAGAGAAUUAGAGGUGAUAACAUAG